AUGAAUCCCUCCUCUUUUUUGACCUCGGAAACCAUGGAGUCUUUCUCUACCCUGAUGACGGAGCAGCUCUCCAUCAUUGGGAACUACUCGGGUGGAAUGCCCUUGCCCAUCGCCGUAUCUCUCGGGAUUCUUGGGGCUGUGACCAUGACGGUUUUGGCCAUGCAGUUCUUCACUUCCGCUGAUCCCAUUGGACGUUGGUGGACUUUCAAGAAGCAGUUGGGAGUUCAUGACGAAAAUUUGACCUUCAGCUCUGACGUCGAUACAGGGAUUGACAAGUUCUGCAACAUGGUGUCUGCAACUGAAGACCGCCUCAGCGAAUACAAGGACAUGGUCAGUGGAUACUAUGAUUUGGCCACGGUGUUUUAUGAAUGGGGCUGGGGCCAUUGCUUCCACUACGCGAACCGCGCUCCGUAUGAAAGUUUUGAUGAGUCUCUCCGCCGCCACGAAUACGAGAUGGCUUCCAAACUGCGUGUGUUUGGCAAAGACAAAAAUAUUUUGGAUGUUGGAUGCGGCAUUGGAGGACCCAUGCGAAACAUUUGCAGGUUCUUGGAGUGCCAGGUCACUGGCAUCAGCAUCAACCCCUACCAGGUCAAUCGCGGAAACAUGCUCAACGAGGCGGAUCCACGUACUCGUGGCCUAUGCAAAAUCAUCCAAGGAGAUUACAUGAAGAUGAAAUUUGAGCACGACAGCUUUGAUGGAGCCUAUGGUCUGCAAGCAACCUGUCACGCCCCAGACUUCAGGGCCCUCUACACGAAUAUUUACAACGUUUUGAAGCCCGGUGCUUACUUCAUUCUUGAUGAGUGGUCCAUGACCGACAAGUACGAUCCCACCAACGAAGAACACCGCCGUAUCAAGAAGGGAAUUGAGGAAGGAAACGCUUUGCCAGACCUUAUUACCCAAAAAACUUGCGUUAAGUUGUUGGAGGAAGUUGGCUUCAAAGUGUUGAGUGAGGAAGACCUAGCCCUAAAGGCAAAUGACAAAGAAACCGGAAUUGAACCCUGGUAUUUGCCCAUGUGCCCAAGCUGGAAUCCUUUCACCUUGCGCUUCCAAUUCACUUGGUUCGGGGAAGUCUUUUUCCAUUCGUUGGUCUGGUUGUUUGAAACUUUGCGCAUUGCUCCAACUGGAACUUUGAAGACUCAAAAGAUGUUGAAGAAGGCUGCCAUUGCGCUUCGUGACGGUGGAGAAACAGGAAUCUUUAGUGGAACCUAUGUUGUUGUGUGCCAGAAACCUGAUCGCAACGCUUGA
This is a messenger RNA of Seminavis robusta, 1245 nucleotides long. Lineage: Eukaryota; Bacillariophyta; Bacillariophyceae; Naviculales; Naviculaceae. The record is from the annotation of a GenBank genome assembly.